Plectropomus leopardus (leopard coralgrouper) is the source of this 3403-nucleotide messenger RNA. It is a transcript of the gene tmem183a, whose product is annotated as transmembrane protein 183A. The record is from RefSeq and is a predicted model, not a curated record. Gene Ontology annotation, molecular function: protein binding. Gene Ontology annotation, biological process: regulation of protein stability. NCBI's taxonomy places the organism in Eukaryota, Metazoa, Chordata, Actinopteri, Perciformes, Serranidae. Gene Ontology annotation, cellular component: SCF ubiquitin ligase complex.
UCCUGGCGGAACCUUUUUCAAUUACUCUUUCAUUUUUCUUUCUUUCUCUCUACCUCAGCUUGCCAUAGCGACAUGGCAGGACCCACAGGCCAGUUAAGCGUCCACAGAUCAUUGGUGUCGACAUGCCCAAGAAAGGGAACCGAAAACGGCUGAAAUUUAGGGCUGGGGACGUUUGUUCGGAAUCAGUGACUGUUGCUGAUUAUGCUGACGCUGACCCAGCCGUUGUGAAGUCAGGGAGGCUAAAAAAGGCAGUUGCAAAUGCAGUUGAAAAAGAAGUAAAAUUACUCUGCGGCCUGGAAGCAUCUCAGGGUGCUGUAGAGGAGGUCCUCUCGUCCUCAGUGAGUGUCACAGCUGACGCUUUGGACAGCAGUGAUGACGUAGACCCUGAAGAAGAUGGAGAGAGUGAAACUAAAGUGGCCCACAAGAAGAAAAACAAGAGAAGAAAGGAAAGCAGUGAGAGCAGUGAUGGGGAGGAGUAUCCAGUGGAUAUUUGGCUAAUGCUUGCGUCCUACAUCCGGCCCGAGGAUGUGUGCAGAUUUGCUCUGAUCUGUAAGAAUGCCUGGACGGUCACUUGCACUGCAGCUUUUUGGACCAGGCUCUACAGAAGGCACUACAAGAUCGAUACUGACCUGCCGUUCCGUCUCCAGCCUGACUCCAUUGACAGGAUGUGCUCUUUAAGGGCCCGUGUGAUUCGCUCUCUUUUCCAUCUGUAUGAGCCGUUCAGCUUGCGUGUCUCGAAAAUUCCUGCCCUGCCAGAAUCCACGCCCACAACCUUGCUCAAUUCCAAGUGUUUACUGUUCUGGGUCAGAAAGGUGUCAGGCACACGGCCUGAGGCAUUGUGGGAGUUCAACUUCAAGUUUCUAAAGCCGCAGGUACACAGUAAGAAUGGUUGUGCCAAGUCCUUGUGCAUGCCCAGACAAUACAAAGAUGUCCACACGAACCCAGACUCUGACUGCUACAUGCUUCAGGUCACCACCCUCAACUUCAUCUUCACCCCUGUGGUCAUGGGUAUGACACUGACCCUGUUCACAAUCAACGUUAGCACAGACAUGCGGCACCACCGUGUACGUCUGAUGUUCCAGGACUCGCCGCUCCAGCGGGGAAAGAAGAGAGGGGAUCAGGGCGGGACCCAGGUGGUGCUGGAUCCUGUACACAGUGUAAAGCUCAUGGACUGGUGGCACCCGCAGUUCCCCUCCUCACCCUACACAUAGGAGUCAUAUGCCCUCAGCCGAACAUCACACCAAGAGUUCUGCUGUUAUCUCAUCCCACUUGCCAAACAGAGAUAUGAUACUGGAUGAUGAUGUGGAACCCUGGAUUAUGUUCGUUUACAUUUCGAUCGACAAUGUUAGAUCUUUUAGGCAGACUGAAUAGGAUUAUCCUAUAAAAAAACCCUCAAAAACUAUGCCUAGACUCUCAAAAAUAAUAUUUCUUAGUUAUCACUUGUGACCCUCACCUGUGGCGGUGUUGUAUCUGCAGAGACUUUGCCCUCUGCCUUUUCUUCUUAUUUUCCUUUGUUGGGAAUUUUAAUGGGGUGUCAGCCCAUGGGCAGAUGGGUGUAGCCCCAAGUCAAUAAGUAAUAAUAAGUAAUAAGGUUGUGAGGGCUGGACUCCAUAAAAACAUAGCCUUUAGUUGGCUCGGCAUUAUGACAGUGGAAUCAGACUUGGAAGUUCAAUACAAAUAUUUUACAAUUUGCUUUGUUUUCCGUAUGUGGUUUUAAAGUUUGAAAGGACUCAGUGGGACUCAGUGUGACAGUGGCAUUCAUGUAAUAUAGUAAACAAGGUAGCUACGUUAAUGAUGGGUUGGCAAUGUGCAAAAACAUUUUUUUGCUGACACUACAUAUCAAAAAAAAAAACAGAGACCGCAGCGUAUCAACUUGCUCUCCCUCUGUGCCAAGUAUCUCCACCGUGUCACUCACUGCCUACAUGUCGCAGCUUUCUAUCAAAGAGUAGUGUGAAAGUAAAGAGUGCUCACUCUGCUGGAGCCCAAAAUGUCUCCAGAAGUAUCCUGCACAGCACAAAGCAAUUUCAGUUGAGAGAGGGGCCUCCGACUGAUUAUUCAACCCUCAAACUUAAAUGGGGGAAGCACUAUUGCACGCCUGUCACCCACUGCAACCUCCACACCAUGACUUGCAGUAUUAUUUAAACAUCACAGUUCUGCCUGGGCAGAGAUGGCUUGUUAGCUAUGUAUUCAUAUCAGUCAUGUCCACACAGAGACAUUGGCAGUCCCCUUCCUCUUUCAACACUCCUCAGCCCCAGUAGUUCCUCUGUCUUUCUGAAAACAUGGAAAAGUAGUGCUGGGAAACCAGAGAAACCAUCACCUAAAAUCAGUAAUUGUUUGGAUAUUUGUUUAUAUGUGAAAAACUACAUAAAAUUAUUUAAAAGUUUCUCACUUACGACAGCUUGGAGAACUUCAGAUUGCUUUGCAUUAUCUUCCAAAAGUGCGUAUGUUUCUCAGUAUUAAAAUAUUCUGAGAUAUGAUCAUAGUGAUAGAUGAUAAAUGCGAUAUAAUGCUCAGCCUAAAAAGAUGUGCCAUAGAGAAACGUGUACAUUUAGAACUUCCAGUCGCAUAAAAAGAAUCACAAGUAAAAAGAAUUCAAGUCCGCUAUUAUUUUACGUUAGACGACAUCUUGCAUGUUGAACCUACAUGUAUAACACAUUUUCUACAUGUCUUAAAGCGUUACGGAUUAACAGGGUGCAACAAUUGUGUCCUCCUUUGUUUUUUUUUAUGCUCACUUGAAAAGUUACUCAAAAACAUCUUGAUUUCACGCUGGUUUGAAUUUUGAUAAUGUUGCAUCAGCAGAGAUGUAUUCUUUUAAAAUUAAAAAAGAAAUCCUGAAGUAUUUAAUUUAAGGCAGCCUUCCUUAGUAUUAUGUGAAUAUUAAUGACACUGCUCUUUACUGAAGGGGCCAAAGAGAUGAUUUACCUCAGACGUCAGCCGUUCACCUGCUGAUUUGGGCAAUGUUUCUUUUCUUUCUAAUGUUUCUUGGCUGAAAACUUCUUGAUUGUCUUGUUGCUGACUAUGUGAGCCAUACUGCCUCCUGUGGGAUCUCAUUCUCAACAUUAAAUGACUCAAAGUGUUUAAAAUGGCCUCAUUUUGAAUGUGAGGGGAGUCAUACCCAUCACAUGCUUCAUUAUGAUGGGAAGAGAGCUACCACCAUCCAUCAGACAAAGUUAAAAUCACUUUACCAGGGUUGAUUUGCACAUGGACAUAUAUUGCAGAUGAGAAAGAAAAGAAAAGAUGAACCUCAAACAGUUUACACGUCUAGAAAUAAAAAGCAAAAGACCGUUGGAUGUUUUGGCUAACAGCAGUUGAUUGUUUUAGUGGUUGGUCUAGUUGUAUCAGUUGUACGUUACAUUGAUAAAUAAACUUACUGCACUGAAAUAAAAACUGAAACUGCCCAUUU